Molecule: messenger RNA, 1750 nt
Organism: Cucurbitaria berberidis CBS 394.84
Lineage: Eukaryota; Fungi; Ascomycota; Dothideomycetes; Pleosporales; Cucurbitariaceae
Product: Hsp90 co-chaperone-like protein Cdc37
Exons: 2
Coding region: 90-1637 (515 amino acids)
Biological process (GO): protein folding; protein stabilization
Cellular component (GO): cytoplasm
Molecular function (GO): heat shock protein binding; protein kinase binding; protein-folding chaperone binding
Source: RefSeq, a predicted model, not a curated record
CGCCAUCAUCGACAAACAACCCAGGGCAGCCCCUCAGCUACCUUUGUACAACCCCAAGCAAUAGCACCACACACCCAUACCAUAGCAACAUGGUCAUCAACUACAGCAAGUGGGACGCCCUCGAGCUCUCUGACGACUCGGACAUAGAGGUGCACCCAAACGUCGACAAGAAAUCCUUUAUCCGCGCCAAACAGGCCCAAAUCCACCAAGAGCGCGACCACAGGAGGCAUCAGAUAAAGACACUCAAAUAUGAGCGCAUCAUCAACGACGGUCUCACCGAGCGCGUCGACCGCCUCCUCACAGCCUUGAAAUCCCACAAGGCUAAGCAGGCAGAAGGCCACGGCGCGAAUGAUGAUCAGUUGGUAUUCCAGGCCAUGAUGGAGAGCAUGAUGGAUAUGAAGAUUGACAAGAAUGGGGGUUCGGAUAGGCCGCCAACGCCGCCAGAAGGCGUACACGAGCAUAUCAAAGAUAAGCCGACAUAUCCACAGAUGAUGGCAAGUCUAGUGGAUUCAGUGAAGAAGGACAUUGAUGCAAGUAAGAGCGAGGAACCGCGCUAUGAUCAGUUCAUCAAGGGCCUAGACAACGAGAAAGCCAGGAUAGAAGAUCUACAGAGACAGUUGUAUGCGAAGCUCGCCGAGCUAGAGAAAGAAGAGAAGAAGCACAUUACAAGCGAAGACAUCCACGAGGGCUUCAGCUUCUCGAACGUACGGAAAGGCGACGAAGCGAAGCCCCCUGCUCCAACAUCAACGUCAUCGUCAGCACCGAAGAAGGCUGAACCCUCAGCAACAGUCGAACUCCUCAAUGCCCCAAAACGUCCCGAACCCUCACGAACAGACACAGGCGACUCCGGCGCAGACGCAGACGUUGAAGAAGGCACCGCCGUCCACGAUGAGGACAACGAAGAUGACAUUUCUGCCUCGCCCCUUGCCCAAUCCUUUGCAAAGAUAAAAGCAGGUGACUGGUAUGCCUGUCUCCAGUUCCUCAUGCAACAUCCAGAGGUCAUGGCAGAAAAAGAAACAGACGGCCUCCUCGUCGAGGCCUUCAACUCCGAGCUCGACGGCAAACCGAAGCACGCACGACAAUGCGUUCAUCAGGGCCUGUUGCUACAAUACUGUAGACAGCUAGGGGGCAGACAGGGUGUGGAGUUAUUUUUCAAGCGGAUACAGAUGAAAGACCACCAAGCGGGGAAAAUGUUCCACGACGACGUGGAUACCACAUAUCGCAGGAUCAAGACGAGAGCGGCGGAGAUCCUGAAAGAGCGCGCCGAGAACCCUACAGAGGGAGUAGAGCAAAUACAACUCCACGCCGUCGACCCAAAUACGCAGAUCAACAUUUCCGUUCCUCCUGCACAACCGACAUCUACAGACCCCGAGGAGCGCCAGGCAGAAGAGCAGGCAAGACAAAUUUUCGAUAGCUUCCCGCCAGGCUUGCAAAGAGCCUUGGAGAGCGGGAAGCUGGACGAAGUGAACAAGGUGCUGGCGAAGAUGAGUGUCGAGGAGGCUGAGGAAAUUGUGGAGAAGCUUGGUGCGGGCGGUAUGCUAAGCUUAGAAGAGGGUGUGAUUGAUGCAACAACAGAGGAGGGUCAGAAGGCCAUGGAGGAGAUUGAAAAGUCGAGGAAGAUGCCUGGGCAGUCGUAGAGUGACCAACCGACAAUGUAUGACGGAACGAUCUUGCAACGGUUAAAUAGCAUAUUGUAACUGUAUAAUCUCCUCGAUGUUGGUAUAAUACACACUUUGAAUUUCAUAUACCC